CGGGGCCUGCGGUGAGGUCACGCGCGAUGGGCGGUUCUGCCGCGGGGCGGCGGCGCGGCGUGGGCAGUGCUGGGCUCAAGGACUGACGCACUGUCAGACCCGGGCUCGCAGGGCCGGCGAGGGGGCUAUAGCGCCUCCAGUCGACCAGGAGCUCCCAGAGGGCAGGGGGUUGUCCCACCCUCUCUGUGCCCUGCCCCAGCCCUGGCCUGAGUUGAAUCGAAGACCAGCUGCUCUCCACUUCCCUGCUCCCACUCUGCCCUCUCACCUCUGGCCAUGGUGCCCCUGUUCGCCCUGUUCCUGGUGGCCUUGGUGGGCCUACCUGUGGCCCAGGCUCUGGACUGCCACGUGUGCGCCUACAAUGGCGAGAACUGCUUCAACCCCAUGCGCUGCCCGGCCAUGGUCACCUACUGCAUGACCACGCGCACUUACUACACCCCGACCAGGAUGAAGGUGAGCAAGUCGUGCGUGCCCAGCUGCUUUGAGACCGUGUACGAUGGCUACUCCAAGCACGCAUCCACCACUUCCUGCUGCCAGUACGACCUCUGUAACGGCGCUGGCCUUGCAGCCCCUGCAACCCUGGCCCUUGUACUCCUGGCCACCCUCUGGGGUCUGCUCUAAAGCCCCGUCCUGCCCUCCACAGACUCACUCAAGGGCAAAGUGCUGAGCAGCACGGUCCCACCCUCUCCCCCUGCGCACUCCCUCUUUGCCCUCCCCAGACACCCCCCCCCCCAGCCACAUCCAGGAAUGUCUGCAAGAGGACUCUUGACCUCCCCCAGCUACCCGGGGGUCUGCUUCCAGGUCAUGACCUGUUGUUUUCAGAAGGCCGAUGUGGGACCACACCUCCCAAGGCAUCUGGCUUUGACGGGGCAGCUCAGCCCCCUCCUCUGUCCAAGGAUGGGGGUGUGGGCACGGUGUGCUGUUUAUGGGGGAUCUUCAGUUGGCCGGUGAACACUGACGUGAAGGGGACCUCUGCGUCUGCCCUGUAAGUGUGCUGGAGGGGGAGGGGAGAUUAGGGACCCAGGGGGUGGGGACCAGUCCUAGGAAGAAGGCUCUCCAGGGUCCUAGGAGGGCUGCCCAGGGCAGGUGUGGCAUGGCAGGCCGAUCGGGGAAGGCCUGUGCCCCCCGCCCCCCGUCGGCCGUCCCCUCGUGUCUAGGCAGCCCUUGGCAGGGGAGGAAGUGGUUCAGCCUAAAGAGGCCCGUGAGGCCCCUCCAGACCCGGCGCUGGGCCCCUGCGCAAGGCCUGAGCCUGGAGAGGCCAGGCUAUAUUUGGUCGAGCUUGAGAGCUGAUCCCAGGACUAUUUUAGGCCAGGAGGGAAGGGAGCAGAGCGGUAGCCACCCGAAGCCUGGCCUUCAGCCCUAAGCAGGCCCUGGCGGAGUGCGCCUUUUUACGGGGGGCGGGGGUUUGGGGCGGCGAACUUCGCCGGGGCGCCGAGAAUUCGCCGGGGCGGGGGCGGGGGCGGUGCAUCCUUGAACCGGAGCGGGGCGCCCUCUGGUGGACGCUUGGGGCCGCGCCGGGCAGGGGUGAGCUCGGUCCGCCGGAGGGGAGGGGAAGGGAAGGCAGGGUCCGGGGAAGGAGGGGACUGUGGUCAGGAAAAGAGGGGAGGGGAGAGGGAGAGGGGAGGUCCGGGGGAGGAGGGGAGGACGGGUUGGGAAAGAAGGAUGCAAAGGGCCGCGCUCCCUCCCCGCGCAGCCGGGAUCCCCUCGCCCCUCGCAGCGGCUUGAGUGCUAUCCGGGCGGCAGCAGGAUCCCGACUGAACGAGUGCUGGGUGCGCCGGCCUUGGUCCCAAAGGGUUUCGCGGGCUCCUCGACCUCUGACUCUGCCCACGGGGAGGGCGGGAGCUCCGCUCCGGCUGGAGCGCUCCAGCCUCAGCUCAGGGAGUGGUUCUCAGGUGCCCCCAGUCAAGCUGGGCCUUAGGUCCCCCAGAGACCCAAGAAAGGGCAUCAUUUAAAAGGCACCCACCCUGGGCUUCCCUGGUGGCGCAGUGGUUGAUAGUCCGCCUGCCGAUGCAGGGGACGCGGGUUCGUGUCCCGGUCCGGGAAGAUCCCACAUGCCGCGGAGCGGCUGAGCCCGUGAGCCAUGGCCGCUGAGCCUGCGCGUCCGGAGCCUGUGCUCUGCAACGCGAGAGGCCACAGCUAUGAGAGGCCCGCGUACCGCAAAAAAAAAAAAAAAGGCACCCACCCUAGGUGAGCCCCGCCCUCGGCCAGCUCGGGGAAGCCCGGUCUGCCCAGCGUCUGCUGUUCUGGAUCCGGGUGGCCCGGGGAGCCGGGCCCUCCUUCCAGUGAGGCCAGUCGAUGUGCAACGUUGUGCCCGGGGUCACACGGCGCCUGAGGCCUCCUCAGCUGACCAGUGCCCCCAGCUCCAGUGUCUGGGAAGGGGCCAAGGAGCCCCUUCAGGUUGGCAAGGCCCAAGUGUGCAGGAUGGUGGCAGGUGCCCACGUGGGGGGUUGUCCCUGGAACUCAGAAGCCCUUGGCCCCUAAGCAUGGGCCCUGUCAGGGGGACCUGUGCUGGAAAUUCCCUCUUGAGAUCUUCCCUCUGGGACCGCCUGACCUCAGGGGAUCCGGUCCUUAGGCAGGCCUGGGUCAGGCUUCCUGGAGGGCCAAUAAGCAGAAGCAGAAGGGCCAAUACCCAGACAGCCGUCCAGGUGGCCCCUCCCCCUGAUGCCCAGUGUGGUGUGAGCUCCUCCUUGGGGGAGGCUGGGGGGAAGCCAGACCCCACCCCCAGCUCCUCCACCCAAAGACUCCCAGGAGUGGUCCCUCUCAGGGAAGUGACCACACUCCCCGCAGAGUUGGCUGCGGGGCCACCGCAGCUCCAGAUGCUUUCUGGGAGGGAGGGCAGCCCUGGGCAGACUGCCCUCCUGACUCAGCAGGAGAGGCCUGGGAAGCACCGUCACUGCCCUGCUUGUGCAAGCACUCUGUCCUGGGUCCGGUGGCUCCUCGGCUAGACCGGGUCCUCCCUCCCUCCCUCCCUCCUGUCCUGGCGGGGAUGGAGUAGAGCCCUGCCUGGCCCCCUGUGGGCUCUGGGGUCACUGAGAGCAGGGAUCCAGCAGCUGGGUGUGCUUGGUGUUGGGGGAGCUUCUCACACCUGCCUCUUGCCUCCAUCUGUCCAACCCUCCUCCACCCUGACCUGGUCCCAUCCCAAUAGCCAUGGCACUGCCCCCAGCACCGGGGACCAUGCUGCCCAUCCCACCUCCACAGGCUGGGUUCUGCCUGGCCCGGCUGUGGUGGAAACUCAGCACAGACACACCUAACGUGUUAUGCUCACGCCCUGGCCGGGCCCCCUAGUGGGAAGCGCGUGGCACUGCAAAAUCAGGGGACUGCACCAGUAGUGCCCUUGGAAAUCAAACAAGUCAUCUUGUCCCAACUGACUGUCCAUGAGGCUAGUGACUAACAUCUGCCCGUUUCCCUGCAGUUGUGGCUCUAAGCACUGCAAGACAACCCUGCAAGGUAGGAGCCGUUAUCAUGCCCCUUUCACAGAUGAGGAAACUGAAGCACAGAGAGGUGAAGUAGUUGCCCAAGCCAGGUGGGACUUCUCGUCCCCCGCCCCCACUGCCCCACCGUGCAGUCGCUUCUCCUAUCAGCUGGGAGAGGAAGGGGAAGCUGAGAAGGUGGAUUUAUAAAUUUAAGAGGACAUUAGCAUGUGAAAUCAUUGUAACAGCUUAGGGUCGGGAAAGGAGAAAAUCAGCACCAGGAGGUUUGAGAAGCCAUGAAAGACAGAGUCAGGGCAUCCAGCCCUGUGUCUGGGUGCUGGGCCAGGGGUGGAAUAGCACAGAGGAGGGCACAGGGGUGCCAGGCACUCCGAGCUCGCCUGGCCCAGACCCCUUCCCCACCUGUGUCAGGAUCGUGGGUCAGCAGGCGGGCAGGCCCAGGCUCUUCCCCGCGGUCUUCGCAGCGUUUCAGAUCUGGAAGCAGCCUGCCCGUCUCAGGAGCGGCUGCUUGACUGUGUGGCGGCACCUGCGUGGACUCCCGUGCCGUCCAUCUGCCUGGAGCACAGCUGCGGCCCGGUGCAGACGGACGUGCAGAGGGGAGGCUGGACAGCUGCUUCUCACCUCCCUUUGUAACAUCUGAUUUGUGGUGAUGAACGUGUAUUUUUUUCAUGAUUCUGAACCUCUGAGAAAGGUGAAAAGAAAGUGAGAGCUCUCUCUCAUCUCUCCCCCUCCCCCAAGUUUUGUUGGAUCCUAUCCCUUGGGCUGAUCUGGACCUCGUCGUUCACACCUCUGAGCCUCUGUUGUCUUGCUGAUAAAAUGGGGACAGUAGCGCCCACCAGGCUGCCCAGUGGGGCCAGUAACUGCCCUGUCUGGGGCCUGGCACACAGGAGGCACCGGGUGGACAGAUGGAUGAACGGACGGACAGACGGAUGGAUGGUGCCCUUUCCGUCCACUUCCUGACCCUACCCAGCAUGGGCAUCGACUUCAGGCCAUGGCCCCCCUCCCUCACACGGCCUCCCAGAGAGGUCUCCUUUGCACCUCCUCGAGCUAGUGAAUAAACGGAUGAAUAUG
Messenger RNA from Globicephala melas (long-finned pilot whale), 4496 nucleotides. RefSeq names its product Ly6/neurotoxin 1 (gene LYNX1). Gene Ontology annotation, cellular component: plasma membrane. Lineage: Eukaryota; Metazoa; Chordata; Mammalia; Artiodactyla; Delphinidae. Gene Ontology annotation, molecular function: acetylcholine receptor inhibitor activity. The record is from RefSeq and is a predicted model, not a curated record.